Messenger RNA from Plasmodium malariae, 1002 nucleotides. RefSeq names its product NLI interacting factor-like phosphatase, putative. The transcript has a single exon. Gene Ontology annotation, molecular function: phosphoprotein phosphatase activity. The record is from RefSeq and is a predicted model, not a curated record. Bases 1 to 1002 code for a protein of 333 amino acids. Lineage: Eukaryota; Apicomplexa; Aconoidasida; Haemosporida; Plasmodiidae.
AUGAAAAAGAGAAAAUUAGAAAGAUGUAUUUAUCAAAUAUUAAACAGAUUAAAAAUCUAUGUAAAUAUAUGGAUAAAAAUAAAAAAUGUAAUAAAAUACGUCGUAGGACAUCUUACGUUAAGGAAAAAAUUUAAUGUUAAAACCUAUAGAAAAAGACGAAUAUGCCCAUCUAUGACUUUAGUUCUUGAUUUAGACGAAACAUUAAUAUAUUGUACUAAAAAAAAAAAAUAUAAUCAUCAAAAAGAAGUGGACGUAUUAAUAAAUGGAAAAUAUUUUUCUUUAUAUGUAUGUAAGAGGCCAUAUAUAGAUUUAUUUUUUUCUGUUCUUUAUCCAUUUUAUGAAAUUAUAAUAUUUACUACAGCAAUAAAGUCAUAUGCUGAUACAGUUCUCAAUAUAGUGGAUGUUGAUCAUUACAUUGACAAAAAAUUUUACAGAGAAGAUUGCUUUGAAAUGAACAAAAAAGUUUAUAUAAAAAAUUUAGUAAAUAUUAAAAAAGAAAUUUCGAAAAUUGUUUUAAUUGAUGAUUCAGAUUUAUCAGGUUUAAAAUACCCAGAAAACUUUUUCCCAAUCAAAAAAUGGAGAGGGGAUUUAAAUGAUACUGAAUUGUUAGAUAUAAUUCCUUUUUUUUUAAAUUUAAGAAAAGUACGUGAUAUAAGAUCAAUAUGUUCUUUUAGGUUAAAAACACAAAAUGAAAUUUCCAAAAUGCUGAGUACAGCACCAUUUAAACAAGUAAAAUAUUUGACUGAAGAAAAUUCCAAAACUUUAUAUACGCAUUCAUUAGCUUUUCAAGCAAUUAAUUAUUUAAAAAUUUUUAUGAACAAGUUCAGAUAUGCUAGCUCAAAAAAACAGUGGAAUGAGUUGGGAAAAAAAGUAAAUAGUAAAUUAAAAUCCUAUCCCUAUUCCCUUUCAAAACUUAAGGGAUCAAGUGAUGAUGAACAAAAAAAGAAACAAAGAAAAAAAAAAUAUACACAGGAAAUAACAACACACUUAACAGGUCAGUGA